CCUGCACAUCCUAGAGCUCUGAGAGCACUCCCGCUGCCCCCUUCUCCGUACUGUAAUUUCUUGAUAGAAUGGCCGGACUUCGCCUCGCACGCGGUACUUUCUCCCCAUCCGCGCGUGUCCCCUCAACGCGUUUGUUCUCAUCUUCAUCUAUCCUAAUGGAGCGGAAAUACCGAAUCGAGCGCGACACCUUCGGUGAGCUCCAGGUUCCUGCUGAACGCUACUGGGGGGCGCAGACGCAGCGUUCCUUGCAAAACUUCGACAUCGGCGGCCCUCAAGAGCGCCUACCCGAACCCCUCAUUAAGGCCUUCGGUGUGCUUAAGAAGGCGGCAUCGAUCGUGAACGUUGGCUAUGGCUUGGAUCCGAAGGUCGGCGAGGCCAUCCAGAAGGCUGCUGAUGAGGUCAUCUCUGGAAAGCUAAUUGAUGAGUUUCCGCUGGUAGUCUUCCAGACCGGAAGCGGUACCCAGAGCAACAUGAACGCAAACGAGGUUAUCUCGAAUCGUGCCAUUGAGAUCCUUGGUGGUGAGCGCGGCUCGAAGAAGCCCGUUCACCCUAAUGAUCACGUCAACAUGAGCCAGAGCAGUAACGAUACGUUCCCAACUGCUAUGCACGUUGCCGCGGUUACCGAGAUUCACCGCUCUCUUCUCCCUGCUCUGACCGAGCUCCGUGACGCCUUGGACGUCAAGGCGAAACAAUUUGAGCACAUCAUCAAGAUCGGUCGCACGCAUCUGCAGGACGCAACACCAUUGACACUCGGCCAGGAGUUCAGCGGCUACGUGCAACAGCUGACAAAUGGCAUUGAGCGUGUCAAGGACACUCUGCCUCGCCUCAGUCUUCUGGCACAGGGUGGUACCGCCGUUGGUACCGGCCUGAACACGAAGAAAGGUUUCGACGUGAAGGUCGCCGCCGAGAUCUCGAAGCUGACCGGACUCGAGUUCAAGACUGCGCCUAAUAAGUUCGAGGCACUCGCAUCGCACGAUGCGCUUGUUGAAGCACACGGCGCGCUCAACACAGUGGCGGUUUCCUUGAUGAAGAUCGCCAAUGAUAUCCGGUACCUGGGUUCCGGCCCUCGCUGCGGUCUGGGUGAGCUCCAGCUCCCCGAGAACGAGCCAGGUAGCAGUAUUAUGCCUGGCAAGGUGAACCCCACGCAGUGCGAGGCUAUGACCAUGGUUGCCGCCCAGGUCAUCGGGAACCACACUGUGGUCAGCAUCGCCGGCUCGAACGGCCAGUUUGAGCUCAACGUUUUCAAGCCGGUCAUCAUCAAGAAUGUUCUACAGAGCAUUCGUUUGCUCGCGGAUGCUUCGCGUUCGUUCACGAAGAACUGCGUGGUCGGUAUCCAGGCUAACGAGAAGCGUAUCAACACCCUUCUUCACGAGUCGCUCAUGUUGGCGACGAUUCUCAACAGCCAUCUCGGAUACGACAAUGUUGCGAAGUGUGCGAAGAAGGCGCACAAGGAGGGCACCACGUUGAAGGAGGCGACUGUCUCUCUGGGCUUCUUGACUCCCGAGGAGUUCGACGAGAAGGUCCGUCCAGAGCUGAUGCUUCACCCAGAUGAGGCGUGAGUUCGAGGCGCGGCGGUAUAUCACGUUUGGUCAUGUCGGAUGUGUGUGAUGUGACAAUGACAUUACUACGGGUGGGACGAGUUGGCACCAUUGUCAGGGGGGAUCUCGGGGGUUUAGCACACGGUCAUAGUAGAGCCUGCUGCGCUUCUUGGUUGGAAUGCCAUGUACGCUUGGAUUGUAUUGGAGGGUAAGCGACAGAUGUCGCGCACGGACCCAGUGUCGGGGUGUGACAGGGGGCUGUGACACGGUGGGGGAAGAGAAGGAGCGGCAAUGGGCAGUCCGAA
Molecule: messenger RNA, 1843 nt
Organism: Dichomitus squalens LYAD-421 SS1
Lineage: Eukaryota; Fungi; Basidiomycota; Agaricomycetes; Polyporales; Polyporaceae
Product: fumarate hydratase
Exons: 12
Coding region: 69-1559 (496 amino acids)
Biological process (GO): fumarate metabolic process; tricarboxylic acid cycle; malate metabolic process
Cellular component (GO): tricarboxylic acid cycle heteromeric enzyme complex; mitochondrion
Molecular function (GO): fumarate hydratase activity
Source: RefSeq, a predicted model, not a curated record